Molecule: messenger RNA, 10887 nt
Organism: Gadus macrocephalus (Pacific cod)
Lineage: Eukaryota; Metazoa; Chordata; Actinopteri; Gadiformes; Gadidae
Gene: ank1a
Product: ankyrin 1, erythrocytic a
Biological process (GO): signal transduction
Molecular function (GO): protein binding
Source: RefSeq, a predicted model, not a curated record
GAUCCGGUGAGCAGAACCCGGGUCGUCUCCAAGCCACACCGGCCCCGCCGCCCCACGCACCAUGGCACAAGCGGCCAAGCACCUCCGCAAGAACAAGGAUUUAGAGGCUGCCUUAGAGCAGGAGCGCAAGGAGAAGGAGGAGGAGAAGGCCAAGAGGAGGAGCCGCUCUCGGGACAAGAAGCGCAAGGCCCACGCCGUGCAUCGCUGGCUAACCGAUCAGGACAGUAGUGUGAGCUCUGACAUGCCCGAUGGCCACGGAAUAUGGCACUUUGACGAAGAAGUAAAUAUCCGCAACACGUAUCUGCCCUUUCCUUUCUUAAAUAUAUAUAUGUGUGUUUGUGUACAUAUAUAUCUAUAUAUAUAUCUGUAUGUAUAUAUAUUUAUAUUCAUUAUAUAUCCUCCUGUUACUACAAGUGUGUGUGUGUGCCACUGUUGUUGUUUGUGUCGUGGCGGUUGUGUUGACUCUGGUGUUGCCGUGGUGACGUUGGUCAGGUAUUGUGGUUCCAGAGGAGCUUCCUGUUCCUGUCCUUGCUUUACGUAUUGUAGACACGUGCGGUUUGAUUUCUUUAUUUAUUUGUUGUUCUUUGGGAAGGUGGUUGUUAUACUUUGCGUUCUAUAUCCUGAUUGUGUAUCUGUAUUUCUCUCCCUCUCUACUGUACAUUACGCUCUCUAUAUCAAUAAGUGUUUGUUUGGUAUUUAUCUAUCUAUUAUCAAUGUUCACAAGCAGCAUAUUACACAUGCAAGAGUCCACGGGCAAAACAUAGGCUUUUUCUGCUAUCUGACGCAGUCCUCCUACUCUCAUCUCCAGUACCCCUCAGUCUCCAUGUUCCUCCGCUCCCGAGAGGAGUGUCCUUACCUGAUUGGACUAGCCCUUACGGGGGUGCAUCCAUCAAGUCUGCUGGUAGAGGAGCAGGGGAAGGGGGUCAGGAGGAGCUCCAGGUCACGCUCCACCUCCCCCCCGUCCCACACCAGUCUACUCUGCUUUCUUUUUCUGUCUUUCUCUCUCACGGCCUCCCUCCACCUCUCCCUCUGUCUCUCUCUCUGCCUCCCUCCCUUCCUCCCUCCCGCCCUCCCUCCCCCCUCCCUCUCUCAGAAUGGGCUCAACGGGCUGCACUUGGCUUCUAAAGAAGGCCACGUUAAGAUGGUGCUGGAGCUGCUGCACAACGGCAGUCUGGAGACCACCACAAAAAAAGGGAACACAGCUCUGCAUAUCGCCGCCCUGGCGGACAGGAGAGUGGUGGCCGAGCUGGUGAACUACGGGGCCAACGUUAACGCUCAGUCUCAGAAGGGCUUCACACCCCUCUACAUGGCCUCUCAAGAGAAUCAUCUAGAGGUUGUGAAGUUUCUCCUUGAGAACGGAGCCACUCAGAGCAUUCCAACUGAGGAUGGCUUUACCCCUCUGGCCGUGGCUCUUCAGCAGGGACACGAGAACGUUGUCGCCCUGCUCAUCAACUACGGCACCAAGGGCAAAGUCCGCCUCCCCGCGCUGCACAUCGCCGCCCGCAACGACGACACGCGCACCGCCGCCGUGCUGCUGCAGAACGACCCCAACCCCGACGUGCUCAGCAAGACUGGCUUCACCCCUCUUCACAUCGCAGCGCACUACGAGAACCUCAACGUGGCCCAGCUGCUGCUCAACAGGGGGGCCAACGUCAACUUCACCCCCAAGAAUGGUAUCACUCCCCUCCACAUUGCGGCCAGACGGGGGAACGUGAUCAUGGUGAGGCUCCUCCUGGAUCGAGGAGGACAGAUCGACGCCAAGACCAAGGAUGAGCUCACCCCCCUGCACUGUGCAGCCAGGAACGGACAUGUGAGGAUCAUCGAGAUCCUGCUGGACCACGGGGCCCCCAUCCAGGCCAAGACCAAGAACGGCCUCUCCCCGAUCCACAUGUCGGCGCAGGGCGACCACAUGGACUGCAUCAAGCAGCUGCUGCAGUACAACGCAGAGAUCGAUGACAUCACCCUGGACCACCUGACGCCCCUGCACGUGGCGGCCCACUGCGGCCACCACCGCAUGGCCAAGGUGCUGCUGGACAAGGGAGCCAAGCCCAACUCCCGCGCCCUGAAUGGUUUCACUCCGCUGCACAUCGCCUGUAAAAAGAACCACAUGCGGGUGAUGGACCUGCUGCUGAAGCACUCUGCGUCGCUGGAGGCCGUGACCGAGUCUGGCCUCACCCCGCUUCACGUGACCUCAUUUAUGGGUCAUCUGAACAUCGUGAAGAUCCUCCUGCAGAAGGGAGCUUCACCCAGUGCUUCCAAUGUGAAAGUGGAGACCCCUCUCCACAUGGCGUCGCGGGCCGGGCACCGCGAGGUGGCUGAGUUCCUGCUGGAGAACGCAGCGCCGGUGGAUCCUAAGGCCAAGGACGACCAGACGCCGCUGCACUGCGCGUCUCGGAUGGGCCACAAGGAGGUGGUGAAGCUGCUCCUGGAGCACAAAGCCAACCCCAACGCCACCACCACGGCGGGCCACACCCCCCUGCACAUCGCCGCCCGCGAGGGCCACGCCCAGACCAUCCGCAUGCUGCUGGACAUGGACGCCCAGCAGACCAAGAUGACAAAGAAAGGCUUCACUCCGCUGCACGUGGCCUCAAAGUACGGGAAGGUCGACGUGGCCGAGCUGCUGCUGGAGCGAGGGGCCAAUCCCAACGCUGCUGGCAAGAACGGCCUGACUCCACUACAUGUGGCCGUUCAUCACAACAACCUGGAUGUGGUUAACCUGCUGGUCAGCAAAGGAGGCUCCCCACAUAGCGCUGCUCGGAACGGCUACACCCCGCUCCACAUCGCCUCCAAGCAGAACCAGGUGGAGGUGGCCAGCACCCUGCUGCAGUACGGGGCGUCGGCCAACGCAGAGUCCCUGCAGGGCGUCACGCCGCUGCAUCUGGCCUCCCAGGAGGGCCGCCCCGACAUGGUGGCCCUCCUCAUCUCCAAACAGGCCAACGUCAACCUGGGGAACAAGAGUGGACUGACCCCGCUCCACCUCGUGGCCCAGGAGGGACACGUGGGCAUCGGGGACAUCUUGGUGAACCAGGGGGCGUCCGUCUACGCCGCUACACGGAUGGGCUACACCCCUCUCCAUGUAGCAUGUCACUAUGGCAACAUCAAGAUGGUGAAGUUCCUGCUGCAGGGACAAGCCAACGUCAACAGCAAAACUAGGGUGGACUACACCCCGCUGCACCAGGCUGCCCAGCAGGGACACACAGACAUAGUGACCCUGCUGCUGAAGCAUGCGGCGCAGCCCAACGAGCUGACCUCGAACGGCAUGUCCGCCCUGGCCAUCGCUAAGAGGCUGGGCUACAUCUCCGUCAUCGACGUCCUGAAGCUGGUCACAGAGGAGACGGCCACCAUGACGACCACAGAGAAGCAUCGCAUGAGUUUCCCGGAGACGGUGGAUGAGAUCCUGGACGUGUCAGAGGAUGAAGGAGUUGCACAGCUAACACUAGGGGAGGAGCUGGCCACGGACGGCGCCAGGUACAUGAAGAUGGAUGACUUGAAAGACCAUGAUGACGAUUUCCUGUCCCCAAAGAAAUCCAUGGAGUACGAGAGGGGGCUAGGCACAGCGAACCUGUCCCCGUCACUCCCCAGGAUCCCCCGCGUGUCUCCGGAGACGGUGCUGCUGAAGGAGCAGGAGGUGGAGCAGCUACACACUCCUCUUCCUCUCCCCAAAGAGUACGACGACGACUCGCUGAUCCCGAGCAGCCCGGCGACUGAAACGUCGGACAACGUCAGCCCGGUGGCCAGCCCCAUACACACCGGGUUCCUGGUGAGCUUCAUGGUGGACGCUCGCGGCGGCUCCAUGCGGGGCAGCAGACACAACGGCCUGCGCGUCAUCAUCCCGCCGCGGACCUGCGCCGCGCCCACGCGCAUCACCUGCCGCCUGGUGAAGCCCCAGAAGCUGACCACGCCCCCGCCCCUGGUGGAGGGCGAGGGGCUGGCCAGCCGCAUCAUCUCCCUGGGCCCAGCCGGAAUGCAGUUCCUGGGGCCGGUGAUAGUGGAGAUCCCUCACUUCGCGGCUCUGGGCCGGGGGGACAGGGAGCUGGUGGUCCUGAGGAGUGAGAACGGCUCCGUGUGGAAGGAGCACCGCAAUCGCUACGGCGACGAGGUGCUGGAGACCAUCCUCAACGGGAUGGACGAGGACCUGGAGAGCCAGGAGGAGCUCGGCAAGAAGCGCAUCCGCCGCAUCAUCUCCACCGACUUCCCGCUCUACCUGGCCGUGGUGUCGCGCGUGCAGCAGGAGAGCGACCUGAUUGGCCCUGAGGGGGGCGCCCUCACCAGCAAGCUGCUGCCCAUGGUGCAGGCGUCCUUCCCCGAGACGGCCGUCACCAAGAGGGUCCGCCUGGGGCUGCAGGCCCAGCCGGUUCCAGACGAGCUAGUGGCAAAGCUGCUGGGAAACCAGGCCAACUUCAGCCCCGUGGUGACGGUUGAGCCGCGCCGACGCAAGUUCCACCGGCCCAUCGGCCUGCGCAUCCCACUGCCCCCAUCCUGGAGGGACAGCCCGCGGGACGCUGGGGAGGGGGACACCACCAGCCUUCGCCUCCUCUGCUCCGUCAUAGGAGGCACGGCCCCGGCCCAGUGGGAGGACAUCACCGGCACCACCAAGCUGCUCUACACCAACGAGUGCGCAAACUUCACCACCAACGUGUCCGCGCGGUUCUGGCUGGCGGACUGCCCCCGGACGGCGGAGGCAGUGGCCUUCGCCAACCUGCUGUACCGAGAGCUGUCGGCCGUGCCCUACAUGGCCAAGUUUGUGGUGUUCGCCAAGAUGAACGAGGUCCGCGAGGGCCGCCUGCGCUGCUACUGCAUGACGGACGACAAGAUGGACAAAACCCUGGAGCAGCACGAGAACUUCAACGAGGUGGCCCGCAGCCGGGACAUAGAGGUGAUGGAAGGUAUGCCUCUGCACCUUGAGUGUUCAGGGAACCUGGUGCCCAUCAGGAAGGCCACCCAGCAGCCUCGCUGCUUCAGCUUCCAGGCCUUCAAGGAUAACAGGCUUCCUGUCUCCGUCAAGGUGAGAGACAGCAGCAAGGAUCCCACUGGAUAUUUGUCGUUCCUCCGCAAGUCCACCAAGUAUGAAGACAGCCAACAAGUCCUCUGCAACCUCAACAUCACCAUGCCCCCGUGCGCCAGGGCGGUUGGGAGUGAAGACCGGAGACGCACACUGACCCCACUAGCUCUGAGGGAGAGAUACAGCGCUAUGAAUGAGCCGGCCAUGGCGGCCAUGACUGCCAUGGAAAGGACAGAGUUAAAGAUGGCUCUGAUCGCAGAACAGCUGGGACUGAGCUGGGCUGAGCUAGCCCGUGAGCUCCAGCUCAGUGUGGAUGACAUCAACAAGAUCCGGGUGGAGAACCCCAACUCGCUGUUGGAGCAGAGCUCUGCGCUGCUCAAUCUAUGGGCUACCAGGGAGGGCAAGAGGGCCAAGAGUGAGUACAUGAGAAUGGAGAGUCUGUACGUGGCCCUGAAGAGCAUCGACCGCAUGGACAUCGUCACCAUGCUGGAGGGGCCGCCCCCCCAGUCCCAGGGCCGGCAGGGCUCUCGGGAGCUCAACCGCUGCCGGCCAAGCGAGAGAGAGCACCUCUCCCCAGGCCUGACCAAUGUCUCCCUGGCUGUGUCUGCUGCUGCAAACUGUUAUGGGCUGGUGCAGGACGAGCUCCUCUCACCGGCCUCCAUGCAGUACAGCCUGCCCUCGCCGCUGGGCGCCGAGCCCUUCUGGCAGGAGGUCUCCAGCCUGGAGUGCGCGCCCAUCGCCACCACCGAGGAAGACACGCUCAUGGAGAUGUCCGACGUGCAGGUGUGGCCCUCGGGCAACAGCCCCUCCCUGGUGGCCGUGGAGGACUCCUCGCUGGAGUGCAGCCACGCCGACGACUUGGAGGGCACGCCGGGCACGCCCCACGGGGGCCCGUGCCGGCCCCCCAGCCAGGCCAGCGCGGGCGGGGGCGGGGCGGGGCUGGGCCACGGCUCCAUAGAGCUGGCCGAAGACGACUCGGAGAUGGGCGUGGACUCGCUGAGCACCGCCACCGCCACGCCUGGCUCGCUGGGGGGCACCAUCGCCGGCUUCAAUGCCAACGGACUGAAUCGCGGUCAGGGGUCAGAGGUCAAUUCGGAGGCUUUGGCGUUUGCGAGCAUGAACAGCGAAGAUGGAACCAGGGGAGGAGGAAGAGGAGGAGGAGGAGGAAGAGAACAAGGAGGGCCGGGCUCAGAGGAAGGGCUUUCUCUCGUUGCAGGACAGCAGAGGGUGUACGCGCGGCUGAGCGAGUCCCCAGGUCUGAGCAAUGUUACGGACCGGAGCGCAGACAGGUCAGGGAGUGGAGGCGGUGGAUCUUUUCUGUCCUACCUGCAGGAGCAGACCGGGCCCGGCUGGAUGCCCGUCACCGACCCCACCCAGGCAUGGGUGGGCACCCAGGCCAGGCCCCGGCAGGCCGUAGACAGCGUGGCGUCGGCGGUGCGGGACGUGAGGGACGCAGACCCGGUGCGCCUGUCCCAGGAGGCCCUGCUGCAGCCGGUGAGGGACAUGGGCCACUCUGAGAUCCUGAGGGGACACUUCAGAGGCACGCAGCCCUUUGAGAAGGGGCUGGGGUUCCCCCACCGCGUCCCGGACCUGAGGACCUGGGACGACGUCCGCCUCAGGGGCCAGAGAGGAAGAGAAGGGGAGACGAUGUGGGCCCUGGUGACCGAGCUGCUGUUCAGCCUGGUGCUGCUGGCCUUCCUGGUGAUCAGCUGCCAGAACGUCCUCCACAUCGCCAGCGGGGCCGUGCGCUCCGUGCUCUCCUACGUGCACGCUCAGCUUGACCGCCAGCUGGGGGAGGGGGAGGGUGUGGCCGACGAAGAGGAGAACGUGACCACCAGGGUGGUCCGCCGGCGAGUCAUCCUCAAGGGCGAUGAGGUGGAGGACCUCGCUGGGGAGCACGUCAGUGAGGAGCAGUUCACGGAUGAACAUGGAAAUAUCGUCACUAAGAAGAUUGUGCGUAAGGUUGUGCGCCGAGGGAAGGGGUCAGGUGAGGAGGGGGGUCAGGAGGGCAGCCUGGAGGGUUCUCUGGAGGACACCAACGAGAUGGAGGGCGACCUGGAGCAGCUCAUGAACUACGCCGUCCUGGGUCGCGACAGCAGCAAGCCGGAUAUUAUGGAUGUGAAGAAAGGGGCUCAGAUAGUGCAGUGUGCCACUCUGCGGCGGGUAAAGCAGUGAGGCAGACAGAGGGGCGGAGCCCUGCAGGGCUCCCCACAGGAUCUCCCAACCUCACCGAAACCAUCCUACAUAGACACAUGACGGACAACGGGGGGUGGCGGAGAGACCUCGGAGGAGGAGCAGCGGACACCGACGAAACGUACACACAGCUAGCGGCCACACGACCAUCAGCGCCGCCAACAGGAAGUGGAUCUACUGUCGUUUUUUCUUACUUCCUUUUUUUUUUUUAAGAAACUCUAAAAAAAAGAACAUGGGGUUCUAGGUUAGACGCAUGAUUUUUUCGUACAAAAAAAAACCAAACCAAACUCAAACAAACAAAAAAAGCAACCAAAACGUGCUUCCUGUUAUCUGUUCAGCAUGCUGAUUGCUGCUGCAUGGCCUGUCUUUAGCUACCAGUACAGAGAGAUCUAGGGUGGGGGGGCCGGAGGGGACGUCUAGGCUCUAAUGCCACGUAGGGUUCGUCAGACUGGCCCUUUCUCUCCAUUACUCUGGGAAAAGAAAAAAAUGUGUGUGAAUUUGCAUAAUCUCUAGGCAACAGGUUUGUAUCUCUCCAUAUUCCCGCCAGUCGGACCACAUCACAGACCAGUAUGCCAAACCACCACGUCCACGUCCCAGUUCUCCAAAUCCAGCACGCUACACUACCACCAAAGGAAAGCUGUGCUGUACAUAACCUGGUGUUGGGAUGUGUACCUCGUGUUGUUCGUGUUGUUAGGACCCUACACCAUCACCAUGCUGCUCUUCAGAACCUGUGGUGUUACUUUGUGUUCAUCUGGCUUGUUCCAACCUAACUCUAUAUAUAUAAUAUAUAUAUAUAUAUAUAUAUAUAUAUAUAUAUAUACAUAUAUAAGAUAUAUACUAUUAUUCUAUCUACAUCUCCUGAACCCUAUGUGCACGCGAACAAGCAGACCUCUGUUGUGUUGCUCUGUAUUAUUGGUCCUUUAUGUUGGUGUCCGGAUUAGUGAUUUAAACAAGAUGCCACCCUGCACCUUCUGACCAAUCACGGUCUGGAAGGCACCAGUGGGCUCCACCCCCUCGCCCGUCUCUCCCCUCGGACCUCUGAGGGAAGCCUUUUGUAGUAGAUGUAGCAGCAGUCUUGUCAUCCCCCAACAGGAUUUCACUUCCACUUAGUAGCUUUAAUGUCUGACGUGAAUCUUGACCUUACAGUAGUAGACUGCUAUUAGUACUCAUGGAGUGGUACAAACAUAUAAAGAAUUUCAGCAACUACUGUUGAUGUCACUUUGAUGUUGGGUAUAGGGGGGGAAUCCUAACGGUUAUAAUGUAGCUAUGAUGUGGUCAGGGAGCUGGACCGGGGCUUGGAGGGCCGGAGUCCAACGUGUCUGAGCGCUCGUGUUGAGCAUCAAUGUUUGUUUUCUUGACAGUUAAGGACAGUCAGUCGCCGAUCACUGUGAUGAGAAACUGUAAUACUGACCCCGUUACUGUGAGCCUGGGAACCUGCUUCCUCGCCCUGGUUCUUGUCUCACUUCCAAACCUUUUAGUUCAUACUUUACUGUCCGACCUUCAGAAGCAAUAAGAACUAUGAGCGGAUGUGUGUGCGUGUGUGUUGCUGCGUGUGAUCCCAUAUCAUAUUCAAACUUAAUUUUCUCUUCUAACCAUAGCUAUACACUUCUAUUAAAAAUGAUGUCAACACAUUACUGUUUAUCUAAGGAGCCGUAUUGUUUAAGGAACAGGGAUAGUUUGAGUUUAUCUGUAUAUCCCCCGUCAUGCUGCCCAUGGUUUUGCAACAUCCCUCAUCAGGAGGAUGUGUCCUUUAUUUACGCCUUAAUAUCAUUCAUGCUGAGCUCAAAAGAAGUUGAAUGUUUGUUUAUUUGCGUGUGCAGACGAACGUGUAUGUGUGUGCGUGACAGAGAAAGUGACACGGACACACAAGAGAAAGGUUUUUUAAGAAUCACCAACUCAGUAAUGCAAUGAGGAGAUGGAUAUAUAGCGACUGCAUAGAAAUAUUUUUGGAGAAGGAACUCACGACAUACAAGACAGCGAUCCACCCAGCAUGUUUUUUUGUACAUACCGGAUGCUUUGGUUUUCCUACUUCAUGGACCAUCACCUCGUUCUAGUUGCCGCACAAAUAUGUAAACUCACAAGGACUCAACAACCGCACACCUUCGAGGUUUAGUUCAACUCUGCAGCCAGACAUGACAUAGAGGAAUGUAACUUCACAACAUACACGUCUGUAGAACUGCUCGAUUCUCCUUUGGAAGAUGACUCCUGGCACUCAGUUAUUUUACACCCUGUGCUUUCCUUUUCAUUUGAAAUAUACUGAUUAUCUUCUAUGACGAGAGAAACACAAGAUUGUUUACGGAGUCAUUAUCUACACCUAAAUUGUGUUACUUUUUCUUUACUGCAUCCAUGGCUUCUGCUCAAAAUAUUCUCACUUUUUUCUCACAAGCAUUUCGUGAUUGAGAAAUGUUUUUAAAUUCUAAGUGUGAAUGGGUUUUAUUUUAUAGGACACUUAACAAAAGUGAUAACGUUGGUGGUGCAGAUUCAUCAAAUAUAUUUUUCAUUUUGAAAAAUACAAUACAAUAACAGUCAAUACGGUUGAGGUGCACAGUGAUGAGGAACAGUCAACGAAUAGCUUUGUAGCGGUUGAGAGCUGGAUGCAACACAUGUUUUUAUUAUUAUUCUUAGGUCCUGGUUAAUAGACUCUGACAGGCUCUGCUCGCCCAAUAGGCCACUAUGAGAUGCUCCUGACUGUAAGAUCUGUUGUCUCGAAGAGUGAAGGAGCAUAUCAUCAACACUAGAACGUAUCAACCUCCUCGUGGUUUCAUGAGUUGUAGUUCUGAACAGGAGCACCACUCCUGAAGCCAGCCCUGACCUGGAGGUGAGAGAGCGUUGAGGACUGAGUGUUUCUGAGAGCAGGCUUGAGGGACGUUUAGUGAUCCAACUGUUGGCUCGGUGCACUCAGCAGCCAGACUUUCAAGACGACAAGCAUUACCCCUCAACACAGCAAAACCUUCCUCAAUCUACCGCUGCCCCCACCCAGCUUCUUUUGCCAAAUAGGAGCCUCUCAGCAGGGUGUAGGGCUGUCCGCAGGGGUCUGGAACCAGACGCUAUCCAACGGGCCGGGACAGAGAAGGCCACAAGUGCACGGAGACAUUGGAGCGUCAGAUGUGUUCAACCAGAGGAAGAACAACCAACCAAACCUUGCACUUGUGGAAUAAUGAGACGAAGACAUGCAUCUAGUUCAUGCAAAAAUAUUAUACUGUUGCAAAAACUAGAGAUCACAUGUAUAUUCCUUUUAGAAUGGAUUGAAGAUAUUAUUAACGCAAUAGCAUAUUACUCAAUACUAAGGAAUGCAACUGCGCACAUGCACAGAAUAUGUUUUUGACAUAAAAGCUAUAUAUAUAUGAAAUAUAUGAAAAAUCUCUAUAUAUAUAUAUUUACUUAGAAUGCUAUGCACCCUUACUUAUCAACUGGGAUUCUAAUUAUGUUAUGGAUGUACUUUUAGCAUCAUACAGCUGUAGCUACCAGGGACCUGCUCUGGGUAAUGCCUGCACCCUGGGGGAAUAGGGGCCUUGUGGGGAUUUUAACUUGUUGGUUUGCUUUUUUUUAUUGGUAUGGAGAGUCAAAUAUGAAUAAAAAAUAUAUAUAUGUGAAAGCCUUUUAAUCAAAUAAAAUUGGAAGACAUCUGUUGAAAAAUUUACUCUGUACACCAGCUCAACAUUUGCAAAAUUAAUAAAGAAAUCAAACAGUUA